This is a messenger RNA of Salvia splendens (bonfire salvia), 2225 nucleotides long. RefSeq names its product protein GLE1-like. The record is from RefSeq and is a predicted model, not a curated record. The coding region runs from base 134 to 2002 and encodes 622 amino acids. Gene Ontology annotation, cellular component: nuclear pore cytoplasmic filaments; nuclear pore; cytoplasm. The transcript is spliced from 15 exons. Gene Ontology annotation, biological process: poly(A)+ mRNA export from nucleus. Gene Ontology annotation, molecular function: inositol hexakisphosphate binding; translation initiation factor binding; phospholipid binding. Lineage: Eukaryota; Viridiplantae; Streptophyta; Magnoliopsida; Lamiales; Lamiaceae.
CUUUAUAUACUUCAAACUUUAAAAAAAUCCAAAUUAAAACCUUUUCUUCCCUCUUCUCUCGACGCUCUCUCUGAAAUCUUUCCCUCGCAACUCUCUGUGCUGGAAAAAUUAGUCUCUUUCGCCGUUGCCGAGCAUGGGAUUCGUUGAAUUAGGGCUUCCUUGUCCGCGAAAUGUCAAUGGGAUCACAGCUGAUCCACAGCCUGAUUGGAGUUUCGACCAGUUACUUUCGGAGAUUAAUUCAAUAGAAAAAAAGCUCAAUUCAAAUUUGGAUUUUCCUUCUCCUUUUACCAAAAAUGAACCUAGAGAUUUGAAAGCUUCGAAGGAUAAACGGGGCUUUGUAAUGCGCGUGUCCGAUUAUGAGACUGACUAUGCGGAUGCUGAUAGUGAUAGUGAGGCUGAUGCUGACAAUUCACUUGUGGCGUCAGGCAGGAGAUUUGCCUGUGAUGAACUUUAUAUGAGUGAUGAUUCUGAAGAUGAUGUAUCUCUUGGGAUGCAAUGCCACCAACUGAUGGAUAGAGCCGGAUUAGCUGAAGCUGCGGUCUAUGAGCUAAAUGAUGAGCAUCGGCUUAAUGUAACGGAGGCAGUGAGAUCCAAAGUAUAUGAUCUCGAGACUGAGCUGGUCAAGGAAAAUGAGAAAUUUGUCUCUUUGACAACUACAAUUCACAAAAACAGAGAACUACAACAGGAGAGGGUGAGAAAAUUGGACUUGCAGUAUCAACGUACACUGGCAGAAGACCUGGAUAAUCACUUGACAGUUGUACAGAGGGAUCAUGAGCACAUUUCCCAAUUAGAAGAAAGAAGAAUUAGAGAUGAUAUGGCUCGUGCGGAGGCUAAAAGAAGGGAAAAGGCAAUCCAGGAAGAAAAAAUACGGCAAGAAAGGAUCAAAGCAGAAGAGGAGCAGGCUAGACUAAAAUCUGAAAAGGCUGAGAGGGAUAAAGCAGCGGCUCUAGAGGCUGAGAUAAAAGCUGCCGAAGAAGCUGCAGCCAAACAAGCUUCUGCCUCAGAUGCUGCUCCUAAUGCGGGGAAAGAUUCCAAGGAAGCCCCUGGGCCCUCCAGUUCUACAUUUGAUGUCAAGAAAGGAACCCAAUCAUCAGCAGUAAAAAACAUAAUUCGAGCUUCCCAAAAUGCUCUUGAAUUGGAAAAGAGACGGCAACAAAUUUAUGAAGAAUUGUCUACAAAAGUCAAUCCUCUAAAUCAGGAUUAUCAAAGCCUUGGGCGAACUAUAGGCCGACUAAUUAGAACUAUCUCAGCUACCAUAGAAAAUAUUAGGACAAGGGCAGAAGAAAUUAUGAAACUGAUUAGUAGUCCACAAUAUCCACAGCCCAUCAGUAUAAAAUUAUUUGCAGAAAAGAUUGUCUCCAACUGCACAAAUCAAAGGAGCCCGAAUGCAAUAUUUGCUUCCAGUCGGGUUGUUGUUCUUGUGACAUCUAAGAUCCCACUAGCCAUGGACAUUCUCGUUGCUGAGUUGAACAGAGUUUGCAUCUACACAGUUCCGAAGCACAUAAGUUACUCAAAGGAAGCAUUCGGAACCAGAGAUGAUUACUUCAAAGCUAUCGGUUACAAGGAAGUAGAUGGCAAGCUUGAGGGCCUCGAUGAGUAUUUAGAAAGGUUGAGCUCUUAUAUGAAAUUAUAUGGAGCUUUAGUGCAGACUGAAGUCGGAGGCUGCCAGAACCUGCAUGGAAUGAAGGAAGGUUGGUCAUGGCUAGCAAGAUUCUUGAAUACAAUACCAUCGAAUCUAUUUACUGCAAUUGCCCUCGAUUCAUUUCUUGUGAUGGCUGGAUACGGGAUGUACUGCCGAUACAGAAAUCAAUUUGAGAAGCUAUUGAGUGUUAUUGGGCGCGACUUUGUGAACGCUUUACAAGAAGGUGGUGGGGAGUCGAGGAGCGCCAAGGUGAGCAAGGUGAAGAUGUCGCUUCGGAAUUAUAUCGAGUCAAAGCAGUACAAGAAAGAACCCGAAGGAUUGCAAUUGAGAGACCGUUUGGACUCAAAUGAACUGUACUGAUGCUGCAGCACCGACGUAGUUAUGCUCGUCUUUAGCUGAGCUGGCGGUGUUGAUUGAACAAGGCAAAUUCCUUGAGCGUUUGCUUUUUAUACACAAAAGUCCACAUAUGUAUGAUCUUCUAUGGGUGCAGUUUUUCUGCCUAAUUUAUCAAACAGAUAUUAACAUUUUUGUAACAUAGGUGAAAAGUUUGAAAUCUAUAAGACAAGUAGUUUGAGUCGGAGGA